CUCCUGCGCUCCUCCAAUCAGGAGCGCUUCCUGUCAGGAGCGGAAGCAGGAUCAUAUGUUCGUGCAGAAGAAGACGGACCUGAUUCUUUCACGAUAAUAAUGUGUGUAAUGUAAAUAUGUGUGUCAUGACAUCAGAUUCAGGCGCGACAGGAAGAGUUUAGUUAAACCAGGGAUGACUUCCGCAGCGUGACGCGCGCAGUAUUAUUAACGUUAUAACGAUAAUCAGCGAUCGAUCUUCGUGUAACGUUGUAAGUUAAUUUAGGAAAAGCGUAGCAGUUUGGUGAAUAACGGGGUUUAAUAUGAUGGACGGCGUGUUAACGCGGAGCUGAAGCUAAAGCUAAAGCUAAUGCUGGAUUAAACACGGCUCGCUUCUCCUGAAGAGUCAGACAACGACGUGUUUGAGAACAAGCAGCAAAAUCCUGCUUCCGCCGCUCAGAUGAGCACCGGACGCUGAGCGAUGAGCCCGCAGAAGAAGAUGAAGAAGAGGAAGGAGCUGAACGCGCUGAUCGGCCUGAGCGACAACAGCCGCAAGAAGAGCAAGCAGAGCAGCGGACACCGGCUGCUGAGGACCGAGCCGCCCGAGACCGAGUCCGAGUCCAGCUCCGAGGAGCACGAGUUCAGCGGCGGCCGCGGCGGCCUGCUCGGGAACAGGAGCUCGGUGCAGUGCUGCUCGCUCUGUUACCCGCUGUGUGUGUUCGUGGUGCUGGCGGCGUGCGUCAUGGCCUGCGCCGGACUCAUCUGGAUGCAGAUCGCCCUCAAAGAGGACCUGGACUCCAUGAAGGAGAAGAUCCACAUCAUGGAGAGCAGUCAGAAGCUCUCGUCACACGAGAUCCUGAAGCUCAGCGAGGAUCUGAAGGCCAAACAGAUGAAGCUGGACGACCUGGAGAGCGGAGACAAAGGCCUGGCCAAACUCUGGUCCAACCUGAGCGAGAUCAAUCAGAAGCUCAGCGCUCUGGAUUCUGCUGUCAGUCACCUGAAGGCCAACAUCAAAUCCUCCUCCGAUCUGAUCGCGCUGCCGCGGACCGUAGAGGAGCUGCAGAAGAGCGUGGCCUCCAUCGGCAGCACCGUCACCAGCGUCCAGCACGAUGUCUCUCUGGUCCAGUCUGUGGUGGAGGAGAGAAGGAAAGCAGAAGAUCAGCUGAAGGACAACGGAGAGAAACCCGUGAACAACAGCAGCUGUGUGACACUGAAGCAGGAGCUGCAGCAUCUCCAGGACGGCGUGAAGGAGUUGAACAGCUCGGUGCUGCUGCAGGAGUCCAGGUCGAGCGAGCAGAUCCAGAGCGUGCGAUCGGUGCUGACUGACCUGAGCAGCCGGGUGUCCGCGCUGGACCGGAGCGAGUCCAGAGACACGCUGAGGACCGGACAGACCACUGCUGACCCCGGCGCUGACCCCGCUGACCCUGCAGACGCCGGCUCCUCUCCGUCCCGUCGACCCAGGUUUCUGUCCCGCAGACGGUAUAAACGAGGACAGAGCGCGCCGACUCCUGAGAGAGGUGUGGAGCAGGUCCAGCGGGGCGGUGCGUCUCUGAAGGAGGACUCCGGACUCCUGGACGCGGAGCGGGUCUCACCGGAGGUCAGCGCUGAUCCGGAGCGCCGGCGAGGCCCUUCACUGAUUCACUGACGCGAGCGCUUCACACGCAGACUGACCUCAGAGCCGCUCGUCUCGCGCUCCAUGUGUUCCUUCUGCUCGGCUGAGCUCCACCAAGUAGCUUGAAACCCGUAAUGUGACCCGUAACCCGCCGGAUUGUCAUGUUAUCACCUGUUCAGUGUUUCCACGGCUUCAUCUCACCUGCCAGGAACAGGCCAGACAUCUGCUCCAAAUCAAAGGAAUCAUAUUUUAGCUGAAGAAACUGAAGCCCGGCGUGAGAUCGUCUGCAUUGUGACGUUGUUUUAAUGCAGUUUUAUCCUGAAUCUCAGUGCUGUAAUGACUAAAAUAAAUCAUGCUGGGUUUUGUUGUACUGCUGAUUUAAACCAGUCUUUGUUUUCCAGAAUUGAUAUUUUACUUCAUCAGGAGAGCAGCUUAAUGUGCUUAUUUUACAGCGAUUAAUGUCACGAUGCAGAUGCUCUUAAUAAAAACAGGCUUCAUUUUGUUUGACACAUGAUUCUGGGUGAACUGUGACCUGAUUUUACGAGACUCACUCUUAAAUGUAUAAAUAUUUAUCUGUCUCAGAAAUGAUUUUGAAGUCUGUAUGAAUUGCGGGAAAUGAAGAUUAAUUUAAACUACAUUACUGUCAGAUCUAGCAAUAAUAUGAUCCAUACAGUUGCUUUUAGUGAAUAUAAUGAUCAGCUGUUUAAGAUAAUAUACUGCGGUGCGCUCGGCUGCUUGUCUUUAUCAGGUUUAGUCUGGUUCAGCACAUCUGAGGGUAGUUAUGAUCUGUAGAUGUUCAUCUGUAUAUAUCUGUAUUUCUGCCUCGCUGACGCUUCACUCACAGCCCUUUGGAAAUAAUGUCUUUACUGUCGCUUGAUGAAACCAGAUAAAAGCUGUAAAUAUUGUAGAAUUGGACAUUUCUAUGUAACUAAUUUUAAGCAGUAUGAUGAAAUGCCGUCUGUAUAUGUGAGUUUUGCAUGUUUCCUUUAAUGUAACAUGAAUAAAAGCUCCUUUUAUUUAA
Onychostoma macrolepis is the source of this 2609-nucleotide messenger RNA. It is a transcript of the gene efcab14, whose product is annotated as EF-hand calcium binding domain 14. The transcript has 10 exons. Bases 458 to 1621 code for a protein of 387 amino acids. Lineage: Eukaryota; Metazoa; Chordata; Actinopteri; Cypriniformes; Cyprinidae. The record is from RefSeq and is a predicted model, not a curated record.